Desarmillaria tabescens is the source of this 877-nucleotide messenger RNA. RefSeq lists its product as uncharacterized. NCBI's taxonomy places the organism in Eukaryota, Fungi, Basidiomycota, Agaricomycetes, Agaricales, Physalacriaceae. The record is from RefSeq and is a predicted model, not a curated record. The transcript is spliced from 3 exons. Bases 1 to 759 code for a protein of 252 amino acids.
AUGAGUGGCACAGUCAUCAACAAGUGCUGGCGGAUCCAACAAGUCUUGGUUAUUGUUAUUAUUCUCCUCUAUGCUCUGACUACUAUCAAUGUUGCUGCCACUUUGUCAUUUCUAUGCUCUGGAUUCAUUGAAAAUGGGCAAAGUUUUUGGACCAUAUACUCGAAGUUUAUUGGUGUGAACCAAGCAACCUAUUUGGAGACAGUGUCGAAAGUCAUUGAUGUACAUCAUGAGUACUUCAGUGGAUCAAAUUCAGUAGUAUUCAUGACACUCUACAUGUCCUUCAUCCUGGCAACGACACUAUGGUGCACAUUGGUCAUCAUCUUCCAUGUUUUGACUGUUGCUGGGGUUAGAUGUGGAGCAGGUGGCCGACUGAGAGUUUAUCACCAUUUCAUUGAAGUGCUAGUGGAAUCCUCUGCUCUCUAUUCAAUAGCUUUGCUCCUGGACUUGGCUUUCUUCAUUCACGAUGAUCUUAAAACAUAUUACUUUAAUGUAAUAGCUGUCAUUGCAAGGGGAGUUGCACCCACGCUCCUUGUUGGCAGAGUAGCGGCAGGACACACACACCCAACCGAAGAACAUGACAAAAGUGUGACAGUGUCAACCCUUCGUUUCCAGAUGGCUUCCCAACUUUCUCAACCUUCGCAACCUUCCACUUCAAGUUUUCAGGAAUCCACCAUGCAGAGCGCAGUCCUUGAAGCGGACAUUGAAGCCCAGACGGAGCGGUCGGAUGAGCUCAUGGUAGUUGUUGAAAGGAUGCAAUAGGGCUCAUGGCGAAUGUCUGAAUAUCGGGGUUCAGAGACUUACAGGCCGUCACAGUCUGUCUUUCGUUGUUGUAUUCUUUUUCAUCAUCGUACUCCAGUGUAAGAUUUCAUAGAGAAUU